AUGUGUCUGCUUGUGAAGGACAACUCCGGCGAACUCAAAUAUGUCUCGGAAGGACCGCAAAGCGCUCCUGAAAGUGGGGUAGCAAAUCCGGUUCAUAACGAAGUAGUAAACCUCAGAGGAGAUGCAGUAGUUCCUCCGGCUGAAGGGCACGGCACGACAGCGCCAGCCUCCCAGGACCUUUCCCCCUGUCUAACUUCAAAUGCGGCUGGAAGUCCCCCUGCUCACCAGGAAAAUGCCUCUCUUGUGAUAGAUUCUUCCAGCGAGUCCAAAAAACGGAGCGCCAACCCCAACCAAAUCCGGAAGACUUUGAACAUGACAGAGAGACGUGGGGGCACGCGAGCUCUCGUAGAGAAGACAAGGGAGGCAUUUCUGCUGCAGAUGGCGAUUGAUACUCGGAAGGCAGAAAUACUGAAGCUGCACGACCGAGCAGCCGAAAAGUCAGAGGCCGUACGCAAAGCAGAAACCAUGCUUACGAGGGAUGCGCAGAAGUUUGACGAGUUCCUUCGAAGCAGUGAUGCGGCUGCACACGAAGCCAUUCGCAAAGCCGAUGAGGCGGCGCGGGUUUCUCAAGAGAAAGCAACAGCUGUUCGGCAGCUCCGUCAGAAGCUUGACGCCACGAAGGCUCGAGCGGCAUCUAAUCGAGAAAAAGUUCAGGAGUACUCGAGAUACAGAGCCUUCCUAACGCAUAUCACUCCCCAGGACUGGCUCAAAGACCAAGAAGAGCUCUCCAAGGAGCGUGUACAUCAGCAAAAGCAGCAAUGGGUGCAGAGUCAACUACAGCAGCAGCAGCUGCAGUAUGCCGCAGACCUAGAGGCCAUUGAUGAGGAUCUCCGGGAAAAGCUUCAGGAAUUGGAAAAGAAGAAAUCACGUGGACUUAAAGCAAGUGCUGGACCGCGAAAAGAAUUAGAGGAAAGGGCCGAAAAGAAAAAACGGCAGUUGAGCAGAAAGCUCAAAACUGCAACAGAGUUCGAGAAUCUGUUUGAUGCGGAAAACAUGGCAUUAUCUGCCCUUGACCUAUACUUUAAAGAUCCACAGGAGCCUCUUCGUCUCUUCAAAGAACUGGAGGAGGAAAACCUAUUCUUGAUCCAAAAUGCACAUGAAACUGUCACUGAGUUGGAAGCUAUGGAAAAACGAUUUGCCGACACUCGUGCUGAAAUGGGGGCCCGACUGGAAGGCCUUGAAGCUGUUAUUGCACAGCUGCAGCAACAGCUUCAACAGCAACGUGCCAAAUGCACGCAGCAUCGAGAAGAACUGGCUUCCCAGGAACAAGAGUCUGACGCGUCUGCGGCCCUCCAAAAGUUGACGGUCCAUGUGUCGGCAAUACAUGCAGCUUGCGGCUUUGAAAGCGAGCAGGAAGGAGACUGGGGAGUCUGA
Molecule: messenger RNA, 1374 nt
Organism: Eimeria acervulina
Lineage: Eukaryota; Apicomplexa; Conoidasida; Eucoccidiorida; Eimeriidae
Exons: 9
Coding region: 1-1374 (457 amino acids)
Source: RefSeq, a predicted model, not a curated record